This is a messenger RNA of Sturnus vulgaris (Common starling), 4784 nucleotides long. The record is from RefSeq and is a predicted model, not a curated record. Lineage: Eukaryota; Metazoa; Chordata; Aves; Passeriformes; Sturnidae.
UGCAGAAGUUGUGAAUUCUGCAGGACAGUCCUUAAUCUUCCAUCAAGUCCUAUUCAGAAAAAAAUCACCACCUUUCUUGUUGAGAGGGAGAAAAAUGGCAGCAUGGAGAAUGUAGGUUUUUGUCUCUGAUAUUGUAUAACAUAAUACACACUUGUCUUAAAGUGUUUUUAUAUUCCAAAGGAUUUUUUGUUUAAAUCCUGAUAGGAUCUCAGUUUCCCAGCUCAGUCACGUCUCACAGGAUCCAUUCAGAAGGACAAGUGCCAGGCAGAGCUGCUCUCUGUCCUGGAAACAGGAGGCAAAACUGCCCGGCUCGAAGUGAGAGCAGAGUGCAAGCCAAAGAUGGCUCUGGAAAUUCAGUUCAGGCAUGACCUCCCCCAGCUGAAGGAAAUCCCAAGGGAAAAUGAGCUGUCCAUCACUGCACGGAAACACUUCAAAUAUCUUAUUGGAGCUGGAAUGAAAUUGGGUGCCUGUGAGCUUCAAAUGAAUGGGGACUUUGACCCUGAAAAGAACCUUCAGUGGAAAAUGCUUAUAGAAAACAAAUGCCAAACAAUUCAGGAUCUUGGAGCACCAAUGAAAAUUGAGGGCUCAGGCUACCUUUGGAUGGAUAAAAUGAACCUAGAUUCACAGACACUGAUCACUGUUGAUGAAAGUAAAUUCCGAGGACUCCUUAUACUAAAAGUCACUGAUGAAAGGCAAGAGUUGGAUGCAUUGCUAACCCAUAACAUCCAAGGAGCUGCUGACAUUGGCAUUCCCAUGAGGAUGUUACUUGAUGUCACAUCAGAAAAAAACAGUGACUUCUAUAAAGGAUUUAUUCAUUUCUGUGUGAACAACAAACAAAUUUCAGAAGAACUGAACUUUGUCCAGAACUUCGAUGUUGUCUCUCUUAACUACAAACUGACUCAUAACAUAGAGACAUUGAAGACUCUGCAAAUAAAAGACAGGAUUGAGUUGCAGGCUCUCUUGAACCUCAAAGUCACCAGGAGCUUUAGUUUGAAAGUGCUUUAUGGUUCCCACCUAAUAGCUCUUGAAGGACAAAUCCAGGAGUUUGAAACAAGUACCAACAUAACAGGGAAUUUCCAUCAUUCUUUGCCAUGGCUGCUACAAGCCAGAGUCCCAUCAUCUUUACAGAUAGAUGUGGUUUUUCAAGGGAGAAACACCACUCAAGAGAGAUAUGUGCACAUUGCAGCUGGAGAAGCAUCAAUCACAUACAUAAUAAACUCCUAUUAUGUUGGCCACCAAGUGGAUCUCUUCUGCCAGAGUGUGCACAGCAGUGAGGUACUCCAGGCAUCUGGCUACCCUAAGGCAAUCAACUUGAUUUUCAGUGUACAGAAAUUGGAAAACAAAGCCAAGACUGUCUGUGAAAUCCAGUAUGAUGAGAAAGAUAUAACUGUGACUGUGGAUGUUGACACAGACUCUGAACUCUUUGGUGUAUUUGUGUUCAUGGCAGAGGUGAAGCAUUCAAUAUCAAUUCUCCAUCACCUGGGACUUCCCUUCUUUCUUAAGAUGACAGUUCAAGAAGUCAUGACUGAAAAUGAAACUGAAGGUGCUCUGAGGCUGACCUAUGAACAAAACAAAAACUUCUCCUUUUCCAUCAGUAGAAAAAAAGACCAACAAGGUGAAGAGUUGAAUAUAAAAGCACUCCAGAAUCAUCCCUUCUUUCUACAGUACUUCCCCUGUGCAGCAGAACUGUCUUCUAAGGUUAAUUAUGAUAUGAGUGAAGCAAAAGGCAAACUCUACCUCAGGAUGGAAAAAAGGGAUUUCAAUGUUUCAGCAAAGCUAACUUUGACUGGAAGCAGCUACACUAAUGCCAUUGAAGUGGCACAGACCAUGGCCCAGUUUAAAAUUCUUCCAAGGCAACUUGUGUUUAUGACAAUUUACCAAAAAGGCAACAGAACUCAUCUGCUGAGGCACAUUGCCCUGUGGGAUGGCAAAGAGAUAAAGCUGACAGGCACUUACACUGGACUCUUCCCAAAGCUGCCUGGAGGUCAUGGCAUUCAGGUUGAGCUUCUCCAUCCUCUCUCCAUCCCUUUUCCACGGCAUGCCUGGGUCAACUUAUACGUGAAACAUUCAGCACGCACUCACCGGGAUGAUCUUACUGUCAUUUGGAACCAGAAGGACAAGAUAUCAGUGGCAUCUUCUCUGAAGUUUGGAAGACACCGGGCAAGCUACAGAGCCACUCUUGCCCACCCAUUUAAUUACACUCUGAGGCAACUGGAGGUGCAUUUCCUGUCAGAAAGAAGGGGCAGAAAGUACAACCAGCAGCUGCAGGUCUCAGGGAAUGCUGGGCAGCCUGCUCACCUCCAGCUGGGCCUGGAGGACAAAUCCAAGGUGGACAUCACUGCCUGGGGUGGCUGUGUGACACUCUCUGCCGGCCAGCUUCAGAGAAUAUUAAGCAUGGAACACCUGCAUGCAUGUGGGUCUGUAGAGCAAAGACCAACACUGUUUAAUGAAUACCUAGAUCUGAACUGGGAUGACAAAACAUUCAAACACAAUUUCACAUACGAGAGAAAACAACUCUUGUAUCCUGAUAAGUUUCAGUUAGAAGUUGUUCUGGAAAAUAUUUUCCUGACCCCAUGUACCAAACAGAAGAUUCUGGGUAAAAUGGAAACAAACUACUGCUCUUGCCUGGAUUACUAUACAAGCUUUGAGGUCUGUGACCUUUCAAAUGCAAUUGUAUUAUUUGGAAAGCACCAGCUCAACAAAGAUGACAUCAUUUUGCAGUCAGAGGGCAGAUUCCACCUUGCCGAUCACGGGAGAGAUAAGGGGUCGAUUGGACUAUCCAUAAAGAAUCAGAGCACUGCUGAUGUAAAGAACUAUUCUCUGGAAAUUGAAUUAAGAGCCUUUGAAGAUAUUUGGCUAGGCCUGACAGGAACUGCUGCUUCCUCAUCUGUCCAGAGCCAAAUCCUGGUGGAGGGGAUUAUUGAUCAGAAAGAGAAAGUAAAAGUAGCUGCUUCAAAAGGAAAGGAGUGUUUUCAAUACUACAUGGGGUAUCUGCAAGGGGAUUUGGAAGAAGGAAUGGAAGUCAGUGCUUGUUCUGAUGGGCAACAGAUGGCUGCCAUUAACACCUAUCUCAGCAUCAAUGGUAAAAGGCAGGAAAGCGUGGGACAAGUGUCUUUAGCAGCUGCUAAUGGAAGCUUGAGUUUUCUGGCCCAUGGAUGUGGGGAUCCAGUUCUUAAGGCUGAGAACAAGCUUAAUGAAAUUGGGAGCCUUUUGAAAGCCACACUGACAGAGAAGAUCAAGAAGUUUGAUGGAUACCUGUCGAGAUUCAGGAGAUCAGUACAGCAUGUUGGUUUCCUGUCUGAAGCAGCUGGCUGGCCUUCAAUGGCCUUGCAAAGGGCAGCAGGAUUCCUGCACAGUGGGGCUACAGCUGUCACCCAGGUGUGGAAGCAAAGUGGAAUCGGGCACAUUCUGAGAAGCACGAUCCCCCUUUAUCUGGAGAAAAUUCAAGGUGUUGUCCUGCAAAUGCAGAAUGAAUUACAAAAGCCAUUAGCAACUUUGAAGGAUGCCUACUAUGACGCAACCUCGAAGCCACUGGAUGAAGUCUGGAAAGAGAAGACAGAAGAGCACAUGAAAAAAAUCCAGGCUUUCUUACCCAAGAUUGUAAAAGAUGUGUGGUUAAUGGAACCAAUCCAGGUGGCAUUAAAGGUUGUGAAAGCAGGCUUGGAUAUGGCUACACAGCACGUGCUCAGAUGGGCAGAGGCCACGUUUUCCAGAGCUGUGAGCAAGAUCCGGAAGCCCUUGCUGAACAUGUACAGUUUUUCACCCAGGAACUGUUCGGUGGCAGGAAAGCUGCCAGUCCUGCCUAAAGCAGACCUGUCCCUACAGCUGGCAAAUGUUACCACUUACCUCAUUGGAGAAAAACUAAUGAGGCCUCUGCAAGACCUCUACAAUCUCAACAUACUUGCAGAGUACUAUAGAUUCAAACGGAGGAUGAUGGAGACCCCCUUUGAAUACCAUGCUAUGUUAGUGGGGACCAAGCAUCUUGUGACUUUUGAUGGAAAAAUGUACGAUUUGGCAUCAAAGUGCAGUGUACUUCUUGCCAAGGAUUUUGUUCACAGUGCCUUCACUAUAAUACUAAAUGAGGAAACUAGGAACUCAAGAUCACUGUAUGUGGAGAUGAACCAGACUGUGAUCACUAUCUACCCACGACUAAAGAUAUCCAAGAUGUAUAACUUCUCCUUUACGGAAGAGAACUGCCAAGUUCUGGAUCAAUCCCUUGAAAACAGUACCAUGAAUUCAAGACGAGGAACCAACAAAAUAGAAAUAUCUGAUCAGAAAGGAGUUUCUGUCUCCUGUGAUUUUCAGUAUGAUCUCUGUACUGUCACUCUGGCGGGAUGGCACCACGGUAUUUCAGCUGGGCUUUUUGGUACUAAUGACAAUGAAGCUGGAAAUGAAUGGAUGGUGCCUAAUGGCUCCUUCACUGACAACGUGAAAGAGUUCACACAGAGCUGGCAGGUGAGUAAGUGCAGCCUUGUUCCGAAGAAAGAGAAGCCAUGUCCAAUUACAGCUAAGCAAAACAUCUGUAAAGUGUUCUUUGAAGAACCACAUUCACUUCUCAGGAACUGCUUCAAAGUUGUGGAGCCUGAGCCAUUCUACACCAUGUGUACACAGGACACCUGUGAGUCCCCGGCCUUGGGGGCUGCCUGCAGCUUAGCAGCAGCUUUUGUUCAUUUGUGCAAUCGGAAUUUUGUCCCUGUGGAAAUCCCUCCCCAGUGCUCAAGCCAGUUCUGAAUGGCAGAUACCAGCCCUGAAGAUGGAAGAACCCUUUUAGCAUCCUAAAACAG